GAUAUUCGUAACGAGUGAUAGAGAUUCCUUGUUUAAGGUUACACGAAGAUGCCACGUGCACAGUGAUCGAGGUUUAAAAAAAUUCGCAAACCCAAAGCAAAGUUUGCUGCCGGCAAUUGUUGUCUUCUACGUUACCGUGAUACGACCAACUCGCUGCUGUUAUUUUUCUUCGAAAAGACCACUAUGCCCUUCCUCUGAUCGCCGGUCGUUCAGUCAAUAGUCUCAUGCCAUGGCCUCCAGGCGGGCCCUCUUAGCUGCCGUCGUCCUCCUCUACCUGGUUUUUUCUUCAGAGUCUCUCGACUUCAACAUACACGGAAAAUACAAAAUUCAUGGCCCCAUCAAAACCCUCGUGGUACUGGUCAUGGAGAAUCGCUCCUUCGAUCACGUUCUCGGUUGGCUCAAAUCGGCUCGACCCGAAAUCGAUGGUCUAACGGGGAAAGAAUCGAACCGAGUUAACGCCUCUGACCCAGACUCGCCAGAAAUUUGGGUCUCCGAUGAUGCUCUGUUCGUGGACUCCGACCCAGGCCACUCGUUUCAGGCAAUUCGUGAACAGGUGUUCGGCACGGGGGAUUGGUUCCAGAAUCCGGCUCCGAUGAGCGGGUUCGCGCAGCAGGCGAAGAACAUGAGUGAGGGUUUGUCGAAAACCGUUAUGAGCGGGUUCAAGCCGGCGGUGCUGCCGGUUUACACUGCGCUGGCGAACGAGUUCGCGGUGUUCGACCGCUGGUUCGCGGCGGUUCCGGCGUCGACUCAGCCGAACCGGUUCUACGUCCACUCAGCGACGUCGCACGGUGCGACGAGCAAUGUACGGAAAGACCUCAUCCAUGGGUUUCCACAGAGGACGAUUUUCGAUUCGUUGGACGAAAAUGACCUCUCCUUUGGGAUUUAUUACCAGAACAUCCCUGCAACACUGUUCUUCAAGAGCUUGAGGAAGCUGAGGCACGUGACUAGGUUUCAUGACUAUGCAUUAAAGUUCAAAUUGCAUGCUAAGAGGGGUAAGCUUCCGAAUUAUGUGGUGAUAGAGCAGCGGUACUUCGAUGUGAAGGAGUUUCCGGCGAAUGAUGAUCACCCAUCACACGAUGUGGCCAUUGGGCAGAAGUUUGUGAAGGAGGUUUAUGAGAUUCUGCGUUCUAGCCCUCAGUGGAAGGAGAUGGCAUUGUUGAUCACAUAUGAUGAGCAUGGUGGGUUCUACGAUCAUGUGCCCACCCCUGUAUCUGGUGUCCCAAACCCAGAUGGGAUCAUUGGGCCUGAUCCUUUUUAUUUUCGGUUUGAUCGGUUGGGUGUUCGGGUUCCCACCAUACUGGUCUCACCAUGGAUUGAGAAGGGCACUGUGAUUCAUGAGCCAACUGGGCCAACCCCACAUUCACAGUUUGAACACUCUUCCAUCCCUGCAACUGUAAAGAAGCUUUUCAAUCUGAAGUCAAAUUUCCUGACUAAGAGGGAUGCAUGGGCUGGAACUUUUGAGAAUUAUUUCUACUUCCGUGACACUCCUCGUGAUGAUUGCCCAGAAACACUUCCGGAGGUAACAACACCACUGAGGCCACGGGGACCAAAGGAAGAUUUGAGCCUCUCUGAAUUCCAAGUCGAACUGAUCCAGCUUGCAUCCCAGCUAAAUGGUGAUUAUGUCCUGAAUACCUACCCAUACAUUGGCAAAAGCAUGACUGUGGGUGAAGCCAACCGGUAUGCAGAGGAUGCAGUGAGAAGGUUUCUGGAAGCUGGAAAGGCUGCUCUAAGAGCCGGGGCCAAUGACUCUGCCAUUGUCACAAUGAGACCUUCACUCACUAGCAGAACUAUGGGGCCAGAUUACAAGAAGUACGUAGAAACCCAAUGAUUCCACUUCAGGAAUACCUGUAUAUACAAGCUCCAGCUCUUCCACUAUUAUAUGUGUAUCAUUCUUCUAAACUUUAUAUUCAUGUAUGUAGUAGGUCCAUCUAUCAAACAGAACGAUAGGUCAGUGACACCCAAAAUUAAAAGGGCUUCUAGCCUUUCAUGAUACUCAAAUCACUGAGAUGGAUGGCUAUCUCAUUAGGGACUUCUUCCACACAUUUGUGUUGGAUCAAGUGGGUACACUUCUGAUUCA
Molecule: messenger RNA, 2077 nt
Organism: Vitis vinifera (wine grape)
Lineage: Eukaryota; Viridiplantae; Streptophyta; Magnoliopsida; Vitales; Vitaceae
Product: non-specific phospholipase C1
Exons: 3
Coding region: 230-1828 (532 amino acids)
Biological process (GO): phospholipid catabolic process
Molecular function (GO): hydrolase activity, acting on ester bonds
Source: RefSeq, a predicted model, not a curated record